This is a messenger RNA of Tachysurus vachellii, 4318 nucleotides long. RefSeq names its product calmodulin-lysine N-methyltransferase (gene camkmt). The transcript has 11 exons. Gene Ontology annotation, molecular function: calmodulin-lysine N-methyltransferase activity. Lineage: Eukaryota; Metazoa; Chordata; Actinopteri; Siluriformes; Bagridae. The coding region runs from base 190 to 1185 and encodes 331 amino acids. Gene Ontology annotation, cellular component: cytoplasm. The record is from RefSeq and is a predicted model, not a curated record.
GAAGUAUGCGGAAGUAACGCGCUCUAUGGACUGGCUACAGGGUGCCUUGGUUACCGGCAAAUUGUGACAAUUUCUUUCUAAUUCGUUGUGUCUGUUUUGAACAAUAUAAGCGCUUGUAAACUAUAAGAUUAGUAUUUGUUAGGUUAUUCGAUCUACAGACACUGUAUUUAGAAGUGAUUGAAGUGAGAAAUGGAGUUAAAGCCAACAGGUAGCCUGGGAGUGAAAACAUUUAAAGAUGCUCCAUCUGAAACGUAUGUAAACAAACACCAGGCUCCAGAUUCACACUGUGCUACAGAUGCAGCUCGGGCCAGAUGGACGAUUCUCCGACAGGUAUUGAGACAGAAGCAGCUUGACAGUAUUAAGGUUCAGCCAGUAUCAGUUCGCAGGUUCUCCUCCUUCAACCUGUUCUCCAGGACACAGGUUCCUUCACUGGAGAGCGAUGGACCGUCUGAUGGUCAGUGGAUCGAAUGCAAAAGUUCCUGCUUUCCCCAAUACAGUGCCUUAAUCAGAGAGACCCAAGGGACGAUUAAAAUGGAAGAGGUUCUCAGCAGCUUUGACAACACGGGAAAUGUCUGUGUUUGGCCUUCUGAAGAGGUGAUGGCCUACUACUGUCUGAAGAAUCGUCAUAUGUUUACGGGUUCCUCUGUGUGUGAAUUAGGUGGAGGGAUGACAUGUCUUGCUGGGCUCAUGAUUGCCGUUUGUGCUGAGGUGAAGGAAGUGCUGCUAUCUGAUGGGAAUGAGAAGGCCAUCGAGAAUGUGCGUGUGGUUAUCGAGAGGAACAGACGAGCCGGACUGUUCACCUGCACCGAUGUGUCCAGCAGGGUGGUGAGAUGGGACAGUGAAGGUGACGUGUCUGCAAUGGAGGGCCGCUUUGACGUGGUCAUGUGUGCUGAUUGCCUGUUUCUCGACCAGUACCGAGCCUGCCUGGUUGACGCAUUGAGGAGAUUACUGCGGCCUGAUGGCACAGCAUUAGUGUUUGCUCCUUCGAGAGCAGACACGCUGACAGAAUUCUGUAGCUUGGCAGAAAGAGCAGGACUCCUAGUGUGCCGCUAUAACAACUACGACUCACUCAUAUGGGACUUGCAUAUAAAGAUGAAGAGAGAAGGAAAGGAGGCAUAUGACGAGAACAUCCACUAUCCUGUGCUGCUCACCCUCACCCACAUUACCAGUCCACGUCUGCUAUGAACCUGGCAGACCUCUGCUGUGCCACCCCUGGCUCUGCCACUGUGAUACCCAGGGUUUACUUAACCUCGCCUUUUUUCACUCUUAUAUCCAUAAUGCUUUUAAAAACACAGUAUGUGUCGGUGUGUGUGGGAUUCAGUUUGCUGUGUGAACUCAUGCCUGACCUUGUUACUGUGCAAUAAAAAAGCCACACGGAGCACAGCCGUCUUCCUGUGUGUACUGAAAAUAGCUUAACUCCAAUAUCUUUAUAUGGUGCAGUGAAUAUUGCUAUUUUGAACAGGCACCUGAUGGAUGGAUGGGUGGGUGGGUGCUUAAUGGCAUGGCUUAUUGCAUAAUAGUUGGUGUAAUUAUGCACUUCAGGCAUAAAUCAAUCCAAUGCUACUGUGCAUAAUCACUAUUUUAUUCUAUUCAUCAUUUAUCAUUGAACGAGGAUAGAAAAUAUAUGGAAAAUCCUUCACAUGCUGAAAUUAAGGCACUUUUUUUUUUUUUUUUUCUACUACGUAUUGUUCUGAAAUGGCUUCACUAAACAAGCUUUCCUUAACAUUUAAACAUUCCAUUCCAACUCUGUUUGCGGAUAAACCCGGAAAUUCACUGUGCAAGGAAAUCACGCUUAGCUAGCCAGGAUUUAAAUGUCUUUACACGGAUUGCAUGUUUUUACUGUACAGCUUUUGCUAAACUGCUUCCGUAUCCAAUAUGAUGUUUGGAGGAAGAUUUCCUAGCAAAGAUUAAAAAAAGUAAAUAAAAACAUUUCCAUCUAAUAUUUGGUGAAAUAUAUCAGAUAUUUGAACGUCAUCUACACAGGGCCUUUAUAAUGCGUUUGUAAGCAUUGCAUAAGCAUUGCAUAUUUUACACAGCAUUGCUGGAGAAAUAAUGAAAGGUUUAUGGCAAUAUGUGUAUGAUGAUGUUGGAGGUUUAAUGCAGGUUUUUUUUACAUGGAAACAUAUACCCGAUGUCCACUUUAUUAGGAACCUGCUCAUUGUGCACCUGCUUAUUUAUGCAGUUAUCUAAGACAAUCAUGUAGCAGCGGUACAAUGCAUACAAUCAUGCAGAUACAGGUCAAAAGCUUUAGCUUUAGCUUUUAAUCACACCAAACCAGCAUGGGGGAAAUGUGUGAUCUCUGUGACUUAACUGUGGCAUAGUUAUUGAUGCCAAAUGGGCUGGUUUCAGGAUCUCCUGAGAUUUUCACACAAAACAGUCUCUAGAGAAAAUGACCAGAUUCAUGGUUCAAGUUGCCAAGAAGGACACAGUAACUCUUUCCAGUUAUCACUCAUUACAACUGGAAUGAGCAGAAAAGUAUCUCAGCAUGCACGAAACAUCAAACCUUGAGGUUGACCUGCUACAACAGCAGAACACCACAUUGGGUUCCUCUCCUGUCAGCCAAGAAUAGGAAUCUGAGGCUUGCUGUGCGUGCUGAAGCAUGCUGGGAUGCUUUUCUACUCACCAGGGUUGUAAAAAGGGCUUAUUUGAGUUGCUAUAUACUUCCUGUCAGGUUAUACCAGUCUGGUCAUUCUCCUCUUAUCUCACUUAUCAUCAAGGUGUUUCAGCCUGCAAACCUUCCUUACACAGGAUGCUUUUUUUUUUGUUAAACUGGUGACUGGAGUGUGUAAAAAAAAUCCCAGGAGAUCAGCAGUGUCUGAAAUACCAAACCAGCCCAUUUGGCACCAACAACCAUAGCAAGGUCAGAGAGAAAACACUAACUGAUCUUCAUCUGUAUCUGCUUGUAUUUUAUGCAUUGCACUGCUGUCAGGUGAUUGGUUAAUUUAAAGAACUGCAUGAAUAUGAUAGUGUACAGAUGUUCCUAUUAAAGUGGAGGAUGGGUGUAAAUCUAUACUCCUAUAAGAAGCUGACACUUAUAAAGAAUUGCCGAGGAGUUCUUACAAAUUUCUUAUUUAUGAAGCUCAUGUGCUGAAUAAACGUAUAACACUUAUUAAGCACUUCAUGUAUUUUCUCCAACUUGCAUGAAGUUAGUAAAUUGGGAAAGAUUGAUGACGAAUGAAAAAAAUACUCUAAAGACUUUUUUUAAACCAUCAACUCAUAAUAAAAAUCGAUGGACAUUGUUCUCUUCAUCCAUAUAAAGACAAACUUGAAUAAAUAAAAUCUGAUAUCUUACACUCUUUGACAUAAGCUUCUCAGAAAUUUGCAGCAAUGCUUUAUAAAAACAUCUUAUAAAGGUACUGUGUAGGUCCCUUUACAAUAAAGUGUCACCAAAUAUAUUUGGUUGUAGACGAAGUAUGUUGUAGGCAGAAAAACACCAUUUUGGCCCAAAACCCUUUUUAUCUGUUAGUCAUUAUGGGCUGUUUACCAGAAUUCGGGUGAGGCUACAUCCGUCAGGCUUUUACCAGGCCGCCACGCACACACACACACACACACACACACACACACACACACACACACACACACACACACACACACAAACAUAUCUGGAGAACUGAGUAUCACUGGCUUCACUGUGACUCACUCUCGCUGCUCAUCUUUUAAGUAAGGUUUUAAAUGAGAAUAUUGUGUGCCAAACCAUUCUGUCCGCAGACCUCUACCUUUAGACCUUUACCACUGUUCUGGAUUGCUGUGUGUUAUGUGGAUAUGUUCAACCUUGUAUUAGGCCAUGUGUAAAUGAAGAAAUGCAGUAUGAAUUUAUAGGUUUUUCCACUACGUGGUCUAUUGGAAACAGCCGUUCAAAUCAUGUAUUCCAGGGGAUCUAUCUGUGUUAAGUAAGUACUCUAUAAUAAAAAAUAGGGGACAGGGUGUGUGGGGAGUUGUAUUAGAGGCUUUCUAAACAUUUUGACUGCCGUAUUAUUCCAUUGAAUACAAACUGUAUUAGUACAGACUGUGUGUGAUGCUGUUUUCUGAAAUAAAGAAUAAUAACAUAUCAGGAUGCAAAGUGUUAACAUAUUAAGUGUUUCAUAUUCAGAAUAUUUGCAUUCUAUUCCUUUGCUCACUGUAAAAGCUGUUCAACUGUUUAUAGUGAGCUGAAAAAUCAUUCACGUGAUGUCAGAGCUGCAACUUUUUGAGUUAAUUGUUCACCUUGUUUUUUCGGGGCUUCGUGUUUCUGCACUGUGACUGAUGAGUCUAAAGUGAUUGUUUUACACUAAUGGAGCAGGUGCUUGUAAUGACUGUGAUUAAAUCAUUAUUUGAAACA